CCGGCGGUGAGUUUGUCUCCGCAGCGGCUCUUCAUCUUCACCUCUUCGGGCAAGGGAUCAGGCACGGACGUGCUGCCCAGAGCAGAAAGCCGCCAGCGACUCCAGGAAUUCGGGGAUCUGUCUUCCUUGUACAUCCCUGCUUUCCCGAAGACGUUCACAGCUUGGUGCAACUCCCACCUGCGGAAGGCCGGCACGCAGAUAGAGAACAUCGACGAGGAUUUCCGCGACGGCCUCAAGCUCAUGCUGCUUUUGGAGUUCUUUCCAGGGGAACGAUUGCCAAAACCGGAGCGGGGAAAAAUGAGAGUGCAUAAAAUCAACAACGUGAACAAAGCCCUCGAUUUCAUCGCCAGCAAAGGCGUCAAGCUGGUCUCUAUAGGAGCUGAAGAGAUCGUCGACGGCAACGCAAAGAUGACGCUGGGCAUGAUCUGGACCAUUAUCCUCAGAUUUGCCAUUCAGGACAUCUCGGUGGAAGAAACCUCGGCGAAGGAGGGCUUGCUGCUGUGGUGUCAGAGGAAGACGGCUCCUUACAAGAACGUCAACGUGCAGAACUUCCACAUCAGCUGGAAAGACGGUCUUGCUUUCAAUGCCUUGAUCCACAGACACAGACCGGAGCUCAUCGAAUACGACAAACUCCGAAAGGACGACCCCGUGACGAAUCUAAACAACGCCUUUGAGGUGGCAGAGAAAUACCUGGACAUUCCCAAGAUGCUGGAUGCAGAGGAUAUUGUAGGCACUCUCAGGCCCGAUGAGAAGGCCAUCAUGACAUACGUUUCCUGCUUCUACCACGCUUUCUCGGGUGCUCAGAAGGUUGGGGGCCCCGCAGCCUUCCACGAUUCUGAAUCCCGCUCCCUGCCCCUCGUGCUAAAAAGCAUCUGCAAGGUGCUGGCCGUCAACCAGGAGAACGAACACCUGAUGGAAGACUACGAGAAGCUCGCUUCUGAUCUGCUGGAGUGGAUUAAGCGCUCCAUCCCUUGGCUGGAGGAUCGCAGCCCCCAGAAGACCAUCCAGGAGAUGCAGCAGAAACUGGAAGACUUCCGCGAUUACCGACGUGUCCACAAGCCCCCCAAAGUGCAGGAGAAAUGCCAGCUGGAGAUCAACUUCAACACCCUACAGACAAAACUCCGGCUGAGCAACAGGCCCGCUUUCAUGCCCUCCGAGGGGAAGAUGGUCUCG
Messenger RNA from Cariama cristata (Red-legged seriema), 1173 nucleotides. Its product is annotated as alpha-actinin-4-like. Gene Ontology annotation, biological process: actin cytoskeleton organization; muscle cell development. Lineage: Eukaryota; Metazoa; Chordata; Aves; Cariamiformes; Cariamidae. The record is from RefSeq and is a predicted model, not a curated record. Gene Ontology annotation, cellular component: cell junction; Z disc; cell projection. Gene Ontology annotation, molecular function: actin filament binding. The transcript is spliced from 10 exons. The annotation marks the transcript as partial.